GCCAAGCUCAAAAACGAGAUGCCGCUCGAGGCUUGUAUGAUCGUGCUGGACAACUCGUCCUAUGCGAUCAAUGGAGACUACACACCCGAUCGUUUCGGUGCACAAUCAGAUGCAGCGACGACCAUCUUCAACGCAAAGACGAACAGCAAUCCCGAGUCUGUGUGUGGCUUGAUGACGAUGGCAGGCAAAGCGCCGAAAGUCCUCGUCACGCCCACAGAGGACAUCGGCAAGAUCACUGUAGCUUUGCAUUCAGCCAAAGAAAGUCUGGACGGCGAGAUUGAUCUGGCUACGGGCAUAAAUGUCGCUUCACUUGCUUUGAAACACAGACAGAACAAAUCGCAACAGCAGAGAAUCGUCGCUUUCGUCGGAUCUCCAUUAGCUCAUGCUUCAUGUACAUCAUCUGCUCUCGUUCGAUUAGGCAAGAAGAUGCGCAAGAACAACAUUGCAGUCGACAUCGUAUCUUUUGGUGAAGGCGAAGAAAAUGAUGAGAAGCUCAAGGCAUUCAUCGAAGCAGUCCAUAGCGGCGACAAUCAUCCGAGCCAUCUGCUACAUGCCGAGCCGAGCGGCAGACUGCUCUCAGACGUCAUCAUCUCUUCGCCAAUACUAGAGCGGGACAGCUUUGGCGGAGGCGCGGGACCGAGCGGCACGACAGGUACCGGCGCGGGUGACGAUGAAUUCGGUAUCGAUCCCAAUCUCGAUCCAGAGCUCGCCCUGGCUCUGCGAAUGUCACUCGAGGAAGCAAGAGCGAGAGAGGCGCCUGCAUCCUCAGCAGCGCCUGCACUAGACUCGAUCAGCGAAAGCGCACCGGCCACUGCAGGUCCGACAGAAACAGACGCGCAUGCCGCCACACCCGCGUCCGCACCAGCGCCUGCCAAUGCGCAGACAGGAUCAACCCUCGCGAACGAUGACGAGGACGACGAACUUGCGCGAGCCAUUGCGCUGUCUCGGGGCGAUGAUGUCGAAAUGGGCAAUGGUGACCACGACGGAACUGCGCUGGCUGACGGAAUGGAUGAAGAUGAUGAUUCAGAGGAAGCCCAGAUCGCAAGAGCGAUAGCGCUCAGCAUGGCUCAGGACGAAGAGGAACAGCCCAAGCCAAGCUCAUAGUUGUGCCCUUUGUCAAAGUAAUGCAAGACCCUCUCGUGAGGCUGGCUGUACAAUGCGCAUCUACUCUUCCUCUUCACCGUCUUUGGCAGGCGCAGAAGGGGCAGGUAUCCUCAACA
Mixia osmundae IAM 14324 is the source of this 1220-nucleotide messenger RNA. RefSeq lists its product as uncharacterized. Lineage: Eukaryota; Fungi; Basidiomycota; Mixiomycetes; Mixiales; Mixiaceae. Gene Ontology annotation, cellular component: nucleus; cytosol; proteasome regulatory particle, base subcomplex. The record is from RefSeq and is a predicted model, not a curated record. The transcript has 5 exons. Bases 19 to 1104 code for a protein of 361 amino acids. Gene Ontology annotation, biological process: proteasome-mediated ubiquitin-dependent protein catabolic process. Gene Ontology annotation, molecular function: polyubiquitin modification-dependent protein binding.